Messenger RNA from Cimex lectularius (bed bug), 3169 nucleotides. RefSeq lists its product as uncharacterized. Bases 83 to 3088 code for a protein of 1001 amino acids. The transcript has 18 exons. NCBI's taxonomy places the organism in Eukaryota, Metazoa, Arthropoda, Insecta, Hemiptera, Cimicidae. The record is from RefSeq and is a predicted model, not a curated record. Gene Ontology annotation, molecular function: metal ion binding.
GCCAGAAUUUGAUAAAGUAUACUAGCCAUUUCACUUCUUUUUCCACAUCACAUAUUUGAAACGUUCAUCAAAAUUCACCAGUAUGGUACUCUCAAGUCAGAAGACAGAACAGGUAAAGAAAAAAAUAGGCAAUUUCAACCUAAAAACGUCCAGCUUCUUCAAUCGGGACUUCCCUGUACACAUGUAUGUCUCAGCAUGCACCGGGCUGACUGUUGUCGUUGGAGAAGCUCAAAGUCCUAAAGUGUCUGCUUAUUUAAAUUUCGUCACUAAAGCGAGCAACCACGACGGCCUUCCUUACAUAGUCAAGCAUAUUGCUGCUCUCGGAAGUGAAAUUUACCCUUAUGAAGAUUUUCUGGAUUCAAUUUCAAAUAAGUUUCUCAUUCUAGACUCAAAUUCUUGGUUAGAUAUCGAUCAUACAUGCUUUUCAUUUACAACAUUGUGUGAAGAAGGUUUAUUGAUGUUGCUUCCGAUAUAUUUAGACCAUUUGUUUUUCCCAAGCAUAAAUAAAUCCACUUUCGCCGCAGAUAUCAAACAUAUUUAUGGAAAGGAGAUUGACAAAACGGAAGAAAUGCUCAAAAUGUACUUGCUCCGUCUCAUUUUCCCAUCAAACUCGGGCUACAGGUUUUCACCUUAUGGCGACAACAGGCGCAUAAAGCUCAGCACCCUUUAUGAUAAAGUAAUAAAAUUUCAUAGACAUCUUUAUCACCCAGAAAACUGUUAUGUGAUUGUGGCUGGUACAAGUGCAAAUAAAGUGAUUCCAGUACUCGACCAGCUUGAAAAAAAACUGUAUAAGAGCCAGAAUCUCAGACCAUCACUUAUUAAACCUUGGACGUCCGACAUCCCUCCUUUGGCAUUGGAGGAAGACCUUGAAACAAUAGUUUUCUUUCCUUGUGGAGAAUGUCCAGAUGGACACAUUCAACUGGCUUGGAGGGGACCAUCAAUUUCAAACUAUACAGAAAUAAUUGCACCUUCCUUAUUAUUGAGAUACCUAACUAAACCAAAUGGAAUAUUAGAAAAAGAAUUUGUUAAGUGUCCACAACCACAAGCUUCAAAAAUCAAUUUAAAAAUUGAAUUAUUGAAAGAAGUCAUAUAUAUUAUUGAGUUCUCUGGUGUCCCCAUUAAUAAAAUCAGCUCUUUGAAAAAUAAUGUUAUUCAAUUUUUGGAGACGACAAUUGAACAAGAUUCGCAAUUAUUUUCAAAAGAGAGGAUGGCGAAUGUAUUUAUUGAUGCAAAAGUCGACGUUUUUAAAGAGCUUGAAGAUAAUAUAUUCACAUCUUUUGCAAAGGCUGUAAUUAAUUACCAGAUUUACUGUCACAGAGACAAACAAUUUCAAGAAAGAAUGAACUAUUUAUACGAAGUGGAAUAUUUAGAACAAAAGCCUCAAGAAUUUUGGAUGAACAUGCUGAAGAACAGCUUCCUUAGCAAUAAUUGCAUUUCUGUAAAAGCUAUUCCAUCCGAGAACAAAAAAGAUGAGUUUAAAGAAAUAAUCGGUGACAGUAGCAAGUUAAAUUUCGAUAGUUUAGAAAGUUUGACAUCGUUCUAUAAAUGUUUAAGAAUGUAUAAAAAUAAAUUCAUUUUAAAAGAUGUUUUAAAAAUAUUGCCAAAUCCAAUUUGUAUGCAUUUCCAAUCACAUACAGUCGUGAGUCACAAUGAUCAAAAUGCAAGGGAAAGUAAAUUCCGAUUUGGAAUUGUACCAUGGAAUAUCCAUGUUAUUGACUCAUAUUCUAGCUACUUUGUUAAUAUUUUUACACUGAUUGAUACUACAAAAUUGAACCCUCAAUUUCAAUUUCAUACAACUCUUUUUAUUGAAAGCUUAGUCAAGAGUUCAUUUCAUCAAAAUGAUUCUGUAAUGUCGAUGGAAUUAGUUUCAAUAAACCGGGAAGAUGAUCUCGUAUAUUUAACACAAGGAAUAGGCAUUAAACCUGCUACAAAAUUCACUUGUUCAUUGCCAUCCAAUAUUAUUUGCAUUAGGAUGAAGGUAGCUAUUCCUAAUUAUGUCAAGGCUAUAAGGGAGCUGAAAGAUAUUCUUUUCAAUGCAAAUUUUACGGAAGAAGAUGUUACCAAAAUAAAUGACAGUCUUCUAGAUGAGGCACUUGAGUUCAAACAAGAUGGAAACGCGAUGGUUUUUCAAGUAAUGAAGGGAAUUAUCUAUAACAAUGCAAACAAUCAUUUUAACAUCAAUGUAUGUUUGCAAGAAGAUUUUUUGAAAAGAAAUAAACAGAAUUUGGAAGAGUGUAGUCAGGAUGUUUUGAACGAAUUGAAUAUAAUGAAAGAACAAUUAAUAAAUCCUAAAAAUGUGAGAAUAUUUAUGGCUGUCAAUUUGGACGUUCUUAGUGCUUGGUAUCCAAACCCAGCUUGUUUCUGGGCUGAUUUUUUCCCUAAGGAAAGAACUUGUAAACCGUUAAAUAUUGCUUGUGAGCAUGAAUAUAUUCUGGAAAACCCACAUAACUCAUGUAUCGUGGGUGCAUGUGAUGCUUGCUAUUUUUGCCUAUGCUCUCCGUGCGUUAUAGACUCAGAUGACUUGGCACCACUGAUGGUUUGCAUGGAUUAUAUAACAAGAUUUGAGGGAAAGCUCUUCAAGGAAAUUCGAGCCAAAAAUCUCGCUUACUUUUGCAGUGUUUUAAUAAGGCCAUAUCAAAGGAAGUUGUAUUAUACAAUUUACAAAGCAUACAAUCUAAUCGAAGCAUUUACUUAUUCUAAAGAAAUAUUUGGAGAAUGUGCUACGGACGAAGCAACAUGGGAUAUUGAAAUUUUGAACGAAGUUAAAAAUUCUUCUAUAAUGAAACUUUUUAAGUCUGCAAGCAAUAUUGAUGAAGCACUGCAAGAUUUAAUUAUUGAUUUUUACUGCAAUAAUAAACAAGAAACAAACAUUAAUAUUUUAAUAGAGAAGAUUCAUAAUGUCACAAUAGACGAUUUGAAAAGCAUUGCCAAAAAGAUCAUACCUCAAAUGUUUGAUUUUAAUGUUUCAAGAAUUGCAGUAGUCUGCAGCCAAGAGGAGCUUGAUGAGAUCCACAAAAAUUUUGAAAAGUUGGGCAUAGAAAUUAAUAAGUUUCCAAGUUUUCAGGAGUGCUUUGGCUUUUUAUUUUAAAAGAACGUCAAAAAAUUGCGUCUUCUUGUGAACACAGUUAACACUUUAUUGUCUCAAAAUAAAACUACACUUACACUUUUA